UCACUCUGGGAGAGUUUCGUUUCAUUUCAUCCACUGACUCGGCCAUACUUGGUUGAGGGAAACAAUCCAGCGCUCUACGAGUCAGGUGAUAAAGCAAGUAACUUUAAUUCUACAGGGCAAUCAUAGACACUAUCCAAACGACCUGCGCUGAGAGCUGCUCUAAAAGAGGAUAUCAAAGAUCACAGUGGCGGAUGCUUUCAAGGAACACAACUCAUAUGUGUAGCCAGGCAUCAAAGAAACAAGAUUAAAUCAUUAAGCUGGCCUCUCUCGGAACGCGCUGAGCUUGCAAGCAGCUUGACAGAGACAGAAACUUGAAAACGUUCUAGCUGAGAACUGAUCGAGACAGAUCGUACUUGCUAUCGAUUUAGCAGCAUGCAGACCUCUAAAUCUAAAAGCUUUUUCCCUCUUAUUCUGGCACUUCUCGGGGCUGUAAGUGGUUUUCGCCGCGGUUCAAGUUCCUAUGGAAUAAGACCAAUCUCCCUCUAUGGUUAUAAUAACCCGCGUGCUCAAAGCCAAACCGCUCACCAUCAAAACCGAUUGGUUCUGGACCCAUCCAACAAGCUACCGCUGUACAGGAAGACCGGGCAAAAAAGCCACCAAGGAAGGGCACCAAGCCCCCCAAAGCCCGGAAACCAAGGUGAUGACAGCAAAUCUUCUGGCGGGCAGUACUGUAUAUACCAGAAACCAAAACAGGUCACUUGUAAUGUGGUGCACAUGAAACGAGUCACGAACAGAUAUAAGUACUACUGUGGAAGUCAGUCCCGGGACAAAGUAUGCACAGGUUAUAGGGUUUCGUAUCGUCCAGAGUACAAAGUAGAAGUAAGAACAGUUAUGACGUCAGUCAAAGAUUGUUGUCCCGGAUUUACAGGUUCAGAUUGUAGUCAAGCCUGUUUUAACUGUACCAAGUUCCUUUUGUGGGAAAGCCGUUUGUCUGCACUGGAAAAGAGAGCUAGGACGUCUGCAGCAGCCACUAUAUCCGAUGAAGAUGUCACCUUCAGGGGUAACACGGGACUACCGGGCCCCCCCGGCCCUCCGGGUCCCCCAGGACCACCGGGUGAGAGAGGAGAACCAGGACAUGGAGGUUCUAGAGAUGUAAGAGGACCCUCUCUAGGGCCUCAGGGUCCAAAAGGACAGAAGGGGGACUCGGGGCCACCAGGUCCGGCCAUGGUGGUGACAGGAGAUCCGGGUCCUCCGGGAUCACCGGGAAUACGAGGUCCUUCGGGUCCACAAGGAAGAAAGGGAGAGCCAGGGUUGUCCGUACAAGGACCGGUAGGAUUACGUGGACCUCCUGGACCCCCAGGGGAACCCGGGCAACCGGGCAUUAGCACCUCGCCAGAAGAUUUGUCUAAACUGAGAGAACAAAUAAAACAGCUGUCCGCCAUAGUCAAAGACCUGGACGAAAAAGUUUCCAGAUGCAAGUGUUCUUCAGGCACAGGCCGCCAGAGUGUGAACGAGAAAGAUGAUGUUGUAGUGUCCACAGAACCAGGCACCACUUUACCUUUGUUCGCAACUCCAGCUCGUUAGAAGAAUCUUUCCUUCGUUCAACUACCUCUUUCGCAUUCCCUCAAAUUAUUGGAAAAUAAUUUCGUCUGCUAUCCCAAAGUUAACUUAUCUCUCAAUUUAAUUUAACCAAAUAGUAGCCGCUAUAAAUCCCACCUCCAAAUUUUUGGGUAUUUUAAACUUAUUGUAUUCGCCACUCGUGUAACCUAUACCGGACAUACAGCGUUCCCUUCGUUAUUUUACUUUUCCCGAGCGUUCAAGGAGGAUUGAUGUCACGAAGACAAUUACCCGAGUUCCUCCAAAUCAAGUUCUACUGAAAAGUGGAAUUAAAGUAUAAAAUAUAUGCUAAACCAUUUUAUAUCAAAGAAUACAUUUCGCUGACUGUUUGAAACAUAGGUGCUUUAAAAUAGAAACAUAAUAUUUUUUAGUUCCA
Messenger RNA from Pocillopora damicornis (cauliflower coral), 1933 nucleotides. RefSeq lists its product as uncharacterized. Gene Ontology annotation, molecular function: protein binding. The record is from RefSeq and is a predicted model, not a curated record. Lineage: Eukaryota; Metazoa; Cnidaria; Anthozoa; Scleractinia; Pocilloporidae.